UUGCCACCUCGGACGCGACUGAAGGCACGUGUGAGCGCCGGUUUGAAACGUGACAGGCAGUGAGUCAGACAGACAGAGAGAGAGAGAAACACAUACACACAUCCUGAAACAGACAAGCGAUCAGGAUAGCAUUCAACGACGAUCUUCACGGAAUAAAAUAAAGACUCAAAAGUGAAGGGAUAACAACCCACAUGAUCACCCUUCGUCACCAUCUUCAUCCGCAAAGGUGCUGUCAUCAUCGUCAUCAUCAUCAUCGUCGUAGCCAACGACAGCUCUAAAGAUGCCCCGUUUAGAAAGGAGCAUUGACUUGACACGACAAGUAGUAGUCGGCUUUGCCGGUUAGAGGCCGGAGCCGAUCAAGGUCCUUUGCGUGCGUGCAAUCACUCGCAUCCCGCAAGCGCAACCCGCACCGGAUUGUAGUCAAAACAUUUUUAACAGCAAAGAAAAAAGCUCCGUAAACUGAGUGGCAGCAAGUGUGUAAGUCAUGGCUCCCUUACCGGUAAUAAACCUCGAGCCGAGCGAGGUGAAGGAAAUCUUCUGGACCAAAGUGAAAGAGCCUACAUCACAGCGGAAGCUGAUCCUGGUGAUCGUCUCCAUCGCGCUCCUUCUGGACAAUAUGCUGUACAUGGUGAUCGUGCCCAUCAUUCCGGACUAUCUGCGGUACAUUGGCACGUGGGGUCCGGAAGAGGCGUACAACGCGAGCGCUCCGACGACAGUUUUCACACCUCACUCACAUGCUCAUCACGGUCAGGACACGGCCACCGGCGUAUUGUUUGCGUCGAAGGCUAUCGUCCAACUGAUGGUGAAUCCUUUCUCGGGGGCGCUGAUUGAUCGCAUCGGGUACGAUAUACCGAUGAUGAUCGGAUUGAUCAUUAUGUUCCUCUCGACGAUGGUUUUUGCGUGCGGUCGCAGCUAUAGCAUGCUGUUCUUCGCUCGCUCCUUGCAGGGCGUAGGUUCCGCAUUCGCCGAUACUGCCGGACUUGCGAUGAUAGCUGACCGAUUCACAGAAGAAGCAGAGCGUUCGAAAGCCCUCGGAAUCGCACUAGCGUUCAUCAGUUUUGGCUGUUUGGUCGCACCCCCUUUUGGUGGAGCCUUAUAUCAAUUCGCCGGAAAGGAGAUGCCUUUCGUAAUACUUGCGUUGAUUUCGCUGAUGGAUGGCUUUAUGCUUUUGCUUGUGAUGAAACCAAUAAAGGAAACGCUUGCGGAUAGACAAGAAGUACGACAGGAAACCGUUCCAAUUUGGCGACUGCUGCUGGAUCCGUAUAUUGCCGUGUGUGCUGGAGCACUAACGAUGUCCAAUGUUGCGUUGGCUUUCCUUGAGCCAACGAUAUCACUCUGGAUGGAGGACAAUCUAACGACCGACAACUGGAAAAUCGGAAUGGUAUGGUUACCGGCGUUUUUCCCGCACGUUUUCGGUGUUGUGAUUACAGUAAAAAUGGCUCGUUUAUAUCCCGAGAAGCAAUGGCUAAUGGCAGCUGGUGGACUCGCACUAGAAGGCCUUUGUUGUUUCAUACUGCCCUUCAGCAGCUCCUACAUCGUACUGAUGAUCCCUAUCUGCGGCAUAUGUUUCGGAAUAGCGCUGAUCGAUACGGCCCUGCUUCCAACACUCGGGUAUCUGGUGGACGUUCGGUAUGUUUCCGUUUACGGCAGUAUUUACGCAAUAGCCGACAUAUCGUACUCGAUAGCGUACGCAGUUGGACCGAUCAUCGCGGGUGGAGUAGUCGAAGCGAUCGGUUUUACCGCGCUUAACUUCGGCAUCGCUUUCAGUAACCUGCUGUACGCACCGGUUCUCAUGUAUCUACGUAACAUCUACGACUUCAAGCACUUCGAAAACGAAGCCAACAUAUUGAUGGGAGACCCGCCAACCAAGGAGUAUCAAACGUACACAAUGCACGAUCAGCAAGCGGUUGGCAUGGAGCAUAAGAAUCACCUGGAAUAUGGAAGACAGUACGACGAAAGUGGCUAUCAACAGCAGCAGGAAACCAACAUCGAUCAAAGCGGGGGAUACUCGCAAAACGGUAGCUACCAAAAUGAGGGUGGUUAUCAGAACUAUCAACCCGGCUAUCAAGAGCAGGGUGGAGCUUACCAGCAACAGCAACAGCAACCGCCAAGACAUCUUCCACAGCAACCACAGGUGGCCAAUCCUUUCCGGCAGCAGCAACAGCAGCAACAAGAGCAGCAACGGCCAGCGGCACCUUCACAGCCACGGAUCUCGAAUCCGUUCAGGCAAGGAUUCUAAAGUAUGUUCGUUAUUUUAUUGAACCAACGGUUCACAAGUCUUGCGUUUGUUUCCGUUGAAUUACGCAAAGAUUAUCUUAGAAGAUUGUGAAUUGAGAGAGAAAAAGAGAGCGCGAGCGAAAGAACAAUCGGAGAGUGUGAAAAGCAGUUCAAAACUGAAGCAGGCGGUGCGUGGUUUGCAGUUACUCGAUUUAAAACAAAACUGUUGAGCAUAGAGUUUAGUUGCUAGGUGUUGAGAAUUCAAUUCUGUACAAGCUUCUGCUACAAUAUCGUAUAAUUGUAACGUUCUGACACGAACACUACGAGAGGCGUAUCGAAGAGGUAUAAGCGAAACUAAUCUAGCAUACAUCGGAGAAGGCGGAGGAUUCUAGCGUUUAAGGUGAUAGAUCGGUAAGAUUUGAAAGAAAACCAAAAAAAAAGCCGCACUAGAUAUAACCCCGCUCGGCCGGACCUGCAUUAAUAUCGUAGACAUAUCAAAACAAACACACGUCCCAGCAUUACCGUAUCAAUUCGGAGGAUGUUUGGAUGUGUUAUUCUCGGUUUUUAAAUGCUUUUGUUUGCCGACGGUUCUUCGGCACUAUCGUUUUUAUCAUAACAUAAGACACAACCAAGGUAACGAUACAUAUCAGAGCUUGUGCUCGCCUGAUCUUACCAAAGUGAUAUUAUAUGAAAAUUAUUACUUUUAGCGUUAGGGACAGUAUAAAUAUUGAAAUUUUACCUAUACCGAAUGGUCCCCGCCUAGCGUAGGACGUAGUUCCAUUUAUCGGGCGCGUUCGAAAGUGCGGGACCAGCCGAAAUAUCAUAUCUAUCAUAUACAGUUUUACUUAGCGUUUAAGCAGGUAGGUUCCGCGUACUGUACGUAAUUUACGCAGCGUGUAAACUCCGUUAACACUGUACAACUCGAAUCUUUGUGUAAAUUAUUCCUUUUUCGGUUCAACAACAAGUGUGAAACAAAGGAAAACGAUCUCUAAUGAUAUCAAUUAAAAUAGUUAAAACCAAGUGAAAAGUGUGCACGCGAUUCCAGCCGUGCACGCGAUUUCGAAUAUUAUUAUACAGAAAUAUUAUCAUAUUCACAUUAAAUAUACAUAGAGCUAAACGAGAUGUAUUUAUUAAGCCACAGAUGCAGACUUCUACAAAAAUAUCGCAGCCAUAUCAGCUCUACAUGAAACAAAUUAACAGAAGACCUUAAGAAGAUGAUAAGUUUGAAGACUGGUAAGAUUUACGUUGCUUUCGAGGCACUAUACAUUAUAUACAGAUAAAGAUACGUUUUGUCGCUUCGCUAGUAGAUCGUAGUAAACAGGUAUUCAUUGUAUAGAGGAAAGAAAACAUAGCAUUGUAUUCAUCUUGUAUAGCUAAAAAAACUUCAGACGUUCAGACGGUCCGUCGUGCCCCUUGGAAAACAAAACUAAAUACAAAGACGUGUAAAUUACGCAAAAGUGCGUGCUAUAAUCGGUACCGAUCGCUGCAGACGUUCUGGGACUCACUCUAGUUGAAACAAUUACAUACAAUUAAAAAUAAUCAUGUGCUAAUGGAUGCCAGCGAAUCACGUGCGGUCGGUGGGAGGGGGAGAGACAAUGUUAUUCACAUUAGUACCAGCUGUAGUUUUACAUCCACAUCCUGUUGAUACUGCACACUGUUUAUGUUUGUUUGAUCAGGAAGCACAGAAUGACCGUGAACGAAGUGACGACCUUAUCUGAUAUUGACGAGGUAUUUGCUAAUUUACUCCCUUUAACGGAGAGUGAACACUGAAGGUUCCUUCUUUUGACGUCUUCAACGUGAAACGAGACGGAAUCCAAGCAUGGAAGGACUGAUAACUUCCUCCUGCAUACUACCGCAUUUCAGGACUGCCUCAUAGAAUAUAAUUAAUUUUUAAACUAACCUGCAGUUAUUCAUUGUGAAACUGCAUCAGUUUACACAUUUGAUUUCACCGUGAAACUUUUAGAACGUUUCAAUCUCGCUAUUUUACACAUCGCUAUUUUCUCUCUCUCGGUGUUGUUUACAUUUUCGCGCCGGUUGCGACUAGAACAUGUUCCACAAAUACCGGCACGUAAGAGACGCGUUACUACUCAAACUAAGAACACUUUUCUCUUUACACUAAUAAACAGCGCUAUCGUAACUAAUUUUCGCGAAAAAUCGGCCGAAAUGGGCUAAAAUCUGCUUCUAAAGUGUAGCGCCUUGCUAAAUUCCGGAUUUUGCUUUUUUUCUAGUUUGAAGUCAACUGCGUGUGUCAAAUUUUAUGCCCGUGUUGUCAGCACUGCCAGCAGUAGGCUGCGCUUGCAUAUAGAAAUGUUCAAAUUGUUAUGAUUCAGUUGAAUUUUAUGGACUCAGAAAUAUUGAAAAUUUGGUAACCAUGUACUGUAAACCGAAUGGAAGAGAGCUGAAUUUUUUACCCCAUAAAUGCCUGACGGGGUACUCGGGUACCCAAUAUUUGUAAUUCUUCCAUCCAAUAUCCAAUAUGGUUAUUUUCAGAACCGGGAUGAUUUCAAAAGACCGUAAAACGACACCCGACGCCAUUUUGAAUUAUAAACUGGCGGCCUCCAGUAUCUGAAAAAGAACCAAAAUUGACCGAAUACCAUCGUAUAUGGAUAAUUGCAACUUCAGACGCAAGAAUUUACCAAAAACCAGCUCAUAAGAGUAGUUCCAGAAUAGGGACGAUGUCUGGAGACCUGAGAAAGACCACAGAGGCCGUUUUCAAUUUCAAAAUGGCGACUUCCGGUAUUUUCGGGAUCGGGCUGCUACCCAGAGACCUCAAAACGACACCAGACAAACCGGAAAUCACCACCUGGAAUUUCAAACUGGCGUGUGAAAUUGAUUUCCGGUCUCUGGGAAUGAUCCCGAUUCCGAAAAAACCCAACUUAGGUGGUGCUCGGUCUUUUUUCCAGAAUCCGGAAGUCGCCACGUUGUUAUUAGAAAUUGCCGCUAGGGUCGUUUUCAGGUCUCUUGACAUCAUUCCGCUUCCGAAAGUACUCAUAUAAGGUCAUUUGGUCAUUGGUUUGGUCAGUUUUGACUGUUUUUCAGAAACCGGAAGUCACCAUCUCGAAGUUCAAAAAGACAUCUACAGUGAUUUCCGGUCUAUGGGCAUCAUCCCGAUCCCGGAAAUACCCAUAUUGGUCAUUUUUGGUUCGUUACUAGAAACCGGAAGUUGCCAUUUUUUAAAAUUCAAAAUAGCCUCUAGGUCGUGUUAAGGUCUCUGGACAUCAUUUUGAUUCCGAAACUACUCAUAUGAGGUGGUUUUUAGUCAAUUUCAGUUGUUUUCCAAAAACUGUAAGUAGCCAUCUUGAAUUUCAAAAUGGCGUCUGGAGUUCAUUUCAGGUCUCUGGAAAUACCUAUAUUCGAUGAUAUUCGGCCAAUUUUGAUUUAUUUUCAGAAACCGGAAGUCGCUAUUUUGAAAUCUAAAAUGACCAAUAAAGUCGUUGCAGGUUUCUGAACAUCAUCCCAAUUCCGGAAAUACUCAUGUGAGGUGUCAAUUGUAAUUGCAAUACCAAUAAUAUUUUGAAAUAUUCAUAAAAAUCCUCAGUUCGGGAACAUAUCUCCGAAAAAACGGAUUCUCGGGAAUGGGAAAACUCUUUCAGAACACCGCUAGCAUUUUAAAGUAGUUAUCUACGUUGCUGAAUCUUUUAGUACUAAAACUAUUAAAAUCGGAUGAAAAUUGUCGAAGUUACAAAAGUUUCAAUUUGUGGGUACCCGGGUACCUCAUCGGACAUGUGAGGGUGUUUUUAUGUCUAGCGGUUCACAAUGAUAGAAUAAUGCUUGGAUUCCGUCCCGUUUCACCUUAAACUGUGAUACCUGUUAAGUAAAGCACUACAAACUGAUCAAAGCAUGACUAACCAAGGUAUCCGAUUAUUUCACGGAACAUGUGCCCUGGUGCCAAAAACAUAAGAUUUGCUUUGAAAUAGUAGUUGUUCUAUCACAAUUUCCACGUACAGUUUCGAGCUAACAGAAGAUUAAGAAGUCCUCUUUUGAUAAUUUUUCUUGCGCGUGCAUGCAGAAUUGACAACAAUCAGUGAUUUGUGUAUUGACGUGUUUAACUUCCAACAUUUUAGACCUCUUUGAUGGAAAACUGCAAGACUUAUCGUUAAUAUCUUUAAAGAAAAAGAACAGUCAGAAAUUGGUCGUCAAUUCGCAUUCGGACACUCAAACAGUAGACAGACUAAAAAGUAUUCAAGUGAUUUACAAUGAUUGUAGCAGUAAAGAAAGAAAAUAGAUAAGACUGUGAUCAAAACAGAAUGAAUUCCAAUUCCUGCACAUAUCAAUGGCUGCACCCCGUGAUUGAUCCAAAUCAGUAAAAUUUCACAGUGAAUCAACCGAAUGGGGCUGGCAGAGACCGAUCAUUCUCAUUGUACAAGUUUUAGUGACUCAAUACUUUAUUUAAGGGUCAAUAAUGACGCCGGCCACGUUCUUGCAAUCAGCUGAGAAAAGGGAAGGGGUGUUAACGUGACCCUUGCUAUUUGGAGACCAUGUUAACCUCUGCAUCUCCACAAAGGCCACAGGAAGGAGGUUUUUGUUAGUAGGGAAGGGUAAGUUGGAUCAGGAUUCACUCUGAUAAGUAUUGCGAUCAUGUAUAUAAUUUAGAGCCGAUUCUAUUGAACUAUUUUCGGUUUAUUCUCCGUUCAGUCGGCUGAUUGGACAUACACAAAUUUGUGGGGUUUACUGGAGAGGACUUCAAGUUGUCAUAUUUUAUUUUCAGAACCGAAGUAAACCCGCAAACAUUAAAUUUAUUGUUGGGACCACACAUGAGUGUGUGUACGGUUAGUCUAGUAAAUAUCAAAGUUGUAUGAGAAUUCUAUGAUUUAAAUCCGGUUUAAACCAAUAUGAGGAGAUGUUGUUGGGGCCAGGCCCACGUGUGCGUGCUUCGUAUCAUAAAACAUACAAAUUUGUACUAUAUUUGAAUGGGUUAUAUCUCGAAUCGAAAAAAAAGAUAUUAUUUGAAUCGCAAAUAAGAGAAGUCACACGGAAUGGUAUAUUGUUACAUUGUACCGUUAGUCUUUCAGGAUAUCAGUCAGUUGUAUUUGAGUAAUUAUACUGGGUUAAAUUAUAACAACGCGUGCAAAAUCUGUUAUAAACCGACCACAGCGAGUGUAAACUUGAACGCGUUGAACGAAUCCGCUGGCGUAUGUGUAAAUGAACUAAAUCAACUAUUGAAUCCAGAAGUAGACAAUGUUCCGUGCAUUCUAAGCCUAAAAUUUAAAAAAAAAAUACAUAUAUGCAUAUGAAACAAAACAGAAGUUCUUUCAAAUGCCAAAUAUGUCAUUAUUAGCGUACCAUCGUGGGUUCACGAAACUUCGAAUUAGUCACUCAAGAACCAAUAUUUGUUCAAAAGCUAGAAAAAUCAUGAAAUGAAACUUUACAAAAUACCCACAAAAUUAUGUCAAAGUUUUAGUUAUUCGAAUCUUGAAAAUUUUAAAAAAGAUUCUAGAAAACUAGCUUAUAUUUAAUUAAUAUUUCACCGAAGAUAGAAAAAAUCUACUCAAGAUCUGAAAAAGAACCACUGAAUCACUAAGCAAAAUUAUCAAUGAACGUUUUCGUAAAUAUAAACACAAUGUACUUAUCUUAUACAUCGAGUCAGCACUCAGCGGACAAAGCAUUCCGUUACUUUUUUUCACCACUCGCACAUAAACAAGUACAAUACCGUUUCCUGCGCUCCGCCACCGGAUGGAAUGGCUGCUUCCAGGAAUCAUCAUUAUGCAAUUUUAAUGGAUCAUUUCUGGUACAACGUUGACUAAUCUUCAGACAUUCAUGAUUGCAGGCUCCAAUAAAAAAUCAGUGUUUCAGUCACGUCUUUCCUCACGAAAAAAAUCCACGCGAUAAACGAAAAAAAUCCACGCACAACAGCGAAGAACAUGGGGAUUGAAAUUCCAUCCAAGUUCUUAAGCACUUUAGCACGAUAAACCGGAAAAUAUUUGCGAAUUUUCUAGAAAUACACAAAAAAUCGCAAGUAAAAACUCUUCUCUUUUACAUCCACUCGCGGUCGCAGCUUGCGGCGAUAUUCCUUCCUGGAAUUUGACCUUCUGUUUAUUCAACACAAACUUUGCAGCAGGGUUGCCACUAGGUUUUAAAUAAAAUCUGGCAAAACGAAAAUAAAAAGUCUAGCAAAAAUCUGGCACUCAUUUCCGGAUAAAAAUCCUGCCAAAAUGUGGAGUGAUGACCUUUCUAUCUCGCCGGGUGUAGGUAGCUUAAAGCCGGUCACGACUCAUCUCGCAAUGAUGAUCUAUUUGCGAGACGGCGCGAAUGAAAUCUGGUAAAAACCUGGCUAUUUGUCAAAUAUCUGGCAGAUUCUGGAGUUUAUCUGCUUGUCUUGAAUCAAUUUAAAUUCCGAAUUUGUCAUUUAGAUAUUGACAGACUGUGUGAUCGUAAAUGAGAUCGUACGAUUUUUUAUGUUACCCGAAGUGUGUUUUAUCUCGAUAUUUUAGUGAAUUUUAUUUCGUGAUGAAUAUCGGUUUUAAGUCGGGCGUGAAGUUAAAAGCAAACCAAUUAAAAAAAAGUAUUUUCAUGGAUCAAAUAGAUAGUGACUUGUGCUCAUCGGAUACUCGUAUCACACCGAAUAUCGGAUACUUAUAUGCACGAAACAAAGUACUGAGACUUCUCACAGCUACAAGAUUGUCUAAUGGAAAUUUUUCCGUGGGUCCAUAAAGAAAACGGGACCAAAUUCUUGCUUACAUUAAACCAAAAGCAAACCCCAAUAAACGGGAACAAUAUGCCCCAAAUAUGUUUAAUGGUUAUUGAUGAUGUGGAAAUGUUUUCGUCACAGGUUCGAUAUAAUUUCAGUGCUGCAAGAAAAAUUUCUUCAUUUGACAGCUCGUUUUGCACGCAAAAAAGUUAAAACAAAACAAAAGAAAUAUAAGUUGUCGAAUGUUAGUUCAACGGGAAACAGUAAGAAAAUAAAUCACUUGAAUACUUUAGGCAAGCAGACAUUUAAUUUCCCCUAAACACACACUAAUGAACAGAACAUGAGAAAAUUUUGUCGCACAAAUGUUAACUGUUUUGAAAAUGCGUGGAAAAUUAUCCCGUGAAAAUAGUUAGGCGUUCUUUUCCAACAAAAAAGACAUGAAAUAUAACACUGGAAAUAGAUAGAACAUAAGAUUUAAAUAAAUAACGAAAGCAAUAUCACUAAAAAUUAUGUAUCCUAAACGAAAAAACCGUUUUAUUUAGAGCGAUACUACAGCUAUCUAACAAGAGAAAAUAGUAAUCCAUAUGCUAGAGUACACAAAACUAAGCCCAUGACACGAUUUAUUUUUUAGUUACUAAAAGUUUUCGAAGCAUUGAUUGAUCAUUUUGAUUUGUCAGUGAUGCCAGCCAACCAAUUUGCUUCAAUAACGGUUGGCAUCGCUAGAAUGUGGAAGAUAUGGAAUCCCAAACGACUUUUUGACUCCUUCUUUAUAAUUGUUUUUAAAAAAAUCCUCAAAAUUUUGCGAAAAAAAUGUUUUAAAUGCUAUAAAGUUGAAUAAAAAACUUUUUGUUUGUGUCUCAGCAAUCUUAAUGGAAAUUAUAACGUAUUUUCGUUUCAUGUUUCUCGCGUAAAAAGAUUGAAAAUAUAAAAAAAAACUUUUUUAUAGCUGUGCCUAGAUGUUUACUAUCAGAAUGGAAAAUAAAUGCUCUUUAUUGUUUUGUCAUUUCGUACAGUUAAUGAAGGCGAAACUCAGAAUAGAUAACACAUUAUUCACCAUCAUCUUACAAUGACCAACUGCAAAACUCAGCAAACUAUAUCAAUACAGUUACUCAUCCACAGUGUGCAGCACCAUAAAUGUCUUACGAAUUCGGAAGCAAAAGGUUAGGUAUUACUCAUUGAUUUCCGGUGUAGAACAUCUGUACUGCUCAUAGCAAGCAUUAAUCGAAAUUAUCAACGUUACAGUUUUUGUUACCAUACUGAAUCGAAGUAGCUCUGACUUUCUAACGUAAAAAAAUACCCACCAAUCAUCCUUAUCACCUUAUGAAUUUUCAAAAUUUUUAUUGAUAAAUGCGUUCUAAUAUCACAACGACUGAUAUGUUACUAGUGUUUAAUUUUGUUCGCAGAGAUAUUAAAAAAAUGUGUAUCUAGAACAACUAGAGAUUGUAACCAAAUCCAAAUAAAACUACCUAAGAAUAGUGUAUAAGUGAUGUUAAUCGUGACUUAAUAGAUAUACAACUAAAACAGAUCAACACUUGUUAGAAUGCAAACCAAAAAUUAGAUGCUGCAAAAAGGUAAUGGCACAUAUCUUAACUAUCUCAUAGAAACAACCAGUAAAACAAUACUUGAGCACAUUAAAGGAAUAUAGUAUUCAUCCGGACACACACUUCACUCGUACUCAGUUCUCCUCAUUGCAUAUUUUGUUCACCCUAACGUACUAAUCUAUCCAAACUGAUUGAAUCAUGUUCCCUUUUCUCUACAAAAUGUGUAUUUAUCCAUCAAUCAACUGAACGCCAUCUAUCGCUCAGUACUACAAAUGCCCUCUUUAUGUAUGAAACUCCGCCUAUAUUUCACGCACAGACUAAGCUAAUGUAAUUAUUUGUAAAGUUUCACGUUUCCUAUCUAACCCAAAGUGUAGUUAAUUCCACGUUUAAUUACUAGAUGACAUGUAAAUGAUAAUAAAUUGAGUCUUAAAUUUUAAGGUGCCGGCACGUGUAAUAUUACUGUAGUUUAAUCGCAGAGCUGAAUUUCUCUAGUUCACCUAUGAAGAAGACUAGAGACGAUGCGAAAUAGUGGUAGGAAAUAUAUGCUCGAUUUAGUGGAGUAACGAAACCAAUUCGUUAAACGUUUUGUUAGCUGUUAUCUGUUGUUACCUAUUUUUCACACUGCUUGACCGAAUCUAUUUCCAAGCGAGCAAGCAACACUUUUCGUUCGAUAAAUAAUAUCAAUUAUAGAGCAGCAAUUUCAACGUUAUCAUGUGCAGCAAACAUUAUUGUAUAUCAGACAAAAAAGUAUCCCACCCCGCUCCCGAGAAAUGCAAUUACAUUGUUAAACGACAGAAUUUGGGUUCUCAUGUUUAGAUUGAGUGAAAUUACUCAUCACACUCAUCAAUUCUGUUGUGGAACGCAAGAUAUCACCGUAACUUACACAAACCACAAAACGAGUAAAAUAAGACAGUUCUAAAUAUGUCACUCAAUAUCAAACGUAGUUGUUCUUGAAACGAGUCGAUAUAAAGCAAAAAAUCACAAAUUAAACCAAGUUAUAAUUGUAUUAUUAUCAAAUUAGAAUAAAGAAUGAAAAAAAAAACACAACAUAACAAAGCAGAACACACAGUAUGCAAGUAUGAAUCAGCUAGACCAAAAAGUGCGUCCCGCGUCUCUAGAGAACACACUACUGCGUUCAGCAGGAGAAAGAGACGACAACACAGAAUACGAUUAAAGCAGAGUGAAUAAGUAUAGAAAUAAAAGUAUAGUUCAAAUCAAAA
Wyeomyia smithii (pitcher-plant mosquito) is the source of this 11606-nucleotide messenger RNA. RefSeq names its product vesicular acetylcholine transporter (gene VAChT). Gene Ontology annotation, biological process: xenobiotic transport; chemical synaptic transmission; transmembrane transport. Gene Ontology annotation, molecular function: acetylcholine transmembrane transporter activity; xenobiotic transmembrane transporter activity. Gene Ontology annotation, cellular component: membrane; terminal bouton; AP-1 adaptor complex. The coding region runs from base 485 to 2239 and encodes 584 amino acids. The transcript has a single exon. The record is from RefSeq and is a predicted model, not a curated record. NCBI's taxonomy places the organism in Eukaryota, Metazoa, Arthropoda, Insecta, Diptera, Culicidae.